AUGUUCUCGUCCUCAGGGUCAUACUCAUCAAACUCAUCCCAGACCAACUCAAGGUCAACAUCAUCUCACUCCUUCCUCGAUCCAUCCGGCCUCGACUUUGAUCUGCCACCAGCCCAGCCUGCCAACCCGUCCAGCCACAUCACAACCAUCCACGAAGACAGUGAGGAAGAAGAGGCGGACUAUAUCCAUAUCCACCCCUCGCGUCGUCCCAUGGCGUCCAAUUACUCCAAUAACAGCAACCAUGCCAACAGCAACGGCGACGGGCACACGAACGAACACUCGUCAUACCCGUACUCUGAAAAAUCCAAUGGAUAUCCACCUACCGCUGGAGAUUCAGCUGUCUAUGGAUUCGAUCAACAUUACCCUCAGCAGUAUCAGGCCUACCCGUUCGCAGACACGCCGCCCACCCGGUCUUUAACGUCGUCGCCUUCGUUACCUGCCUCACCGUACUACUCGCCAGGACAACAACCACCACAACAACAACCUCCAACACGGUAUCAAUACCCGCGCACUCGGUCAGGACCGCUCAAUGGCAAUGGAUCGGCAGCCGGACUGCCUCUUUAUGCUUCACGUACGCAGCGGAUGAGGAACGGUCAAAGCACAUCAUUGGAUCACAGCGGGAAACCUAUCUUCAGAGGACCCCAGCCACGGAUCAGCUCAGGAGGAAUUGGUGGACUUAGCAGCAGCGACUCAGAUGACGAUGAGGACUUUUUUGUUGGAGGUCAAGGAGGAGCAGGACGCGGUGGACUCAGCAAGCGAUUCUCAGUCUUCAAGAAUCGUCGAGGCCGACCCUGGUACAAGAGUCGGGAACUGCACAUCGUUCUCGGUAUCUGUGUGCUCUCGUUGAUCGUGAGAUUGUGGCACAUUGGAUACCCUACCUCUGUCGUAUUUGAUGAGGUUCACUUUGGAGGAUUCGCUUCCAAGUAUAUCCGGGGUCGCUUCUUCAUGGAUGUUCACCCACCACUAGCAAAGAUGCUCAUUGCCGUGACAGGAUGGAUUUUCGGACUGGAUCCAAGUUUCGACUUCAAGGAGAUUGGGCUGGACUAUCUGGCGCCCAAGGUCCCAUAUGUCGCAAUGAGAAUGCUGUGUGGUCUUAUGGGUGUUGCCGUGGUUCCCAUGGCAUUCUACACCAUCAAGAACUCAGGCCACUCUUUACAUGCCUCCAUCCUUGCUGCGGUCCUUGUCCUCUUUGAAAACAGCAUUGUCACGCAGAGUCGCCUUAUUCUUCUGGACUCGCCCUUGAUCUUCUUCACCGCAUUCACAGUACUCGCAUGGACCAACUUUCACAACCAACGAAAAGACCCCUUCUCGGACGAUUGGUUUCUGUGGCUGUUCCUCACGGGCCUUGGAUUGGGAUUGGCGGGAAGUGUCAAGUGGGUGGGGCUCUUUAUUAUCGCCACCAUCGGAACUUCAACCAUCAACCAACUCUGGGUGCUGUGGGGCGAUCUCAAGAUUUCACCCCGUGUCUGGUUCAACCACUUCUUGGCUCGCGCAGUCUGCCUCAUUGCGGUCCCCCUGGUGAUCUACAUGUUUAUGUUUGAGAUCCAUUUCUUGUUGCUGGCCAACAGUGGCGAUGGUGAUGGUUUUAUGAGCGCUCCCUUCCAGAUGACGCUUGGUGUGGCCUAUGGAGCGACUGUCUCGAUUCGUCACUUGGGAACUCAGGGAGGAUACCUUCACUCGCACCCUUCGAACUACGAGACUGGAAGCAAACAGCAACAAAUCACACUCUACCCACACAAGGAUACUAACAACGACUGGAUCCUUCAAAGGCAAGACGGAACCGUGCCCGACAAACUGGAAUACAUCAAGAGCGGGGACAUCAUCCGCCUGAAGCACGUCACAACCUUCAAGCGCCUCCACUCCCACAAUAACAAGGCGCCCGUGACAGAGGACGAGAACCAUUUCGAGGUCAGCGCGUACGGUGGCACCGACGAAUUUCCGGGAGACUCGAACGAUGAGUGGAAGCUGGAGAUUCUGGAUUACGAGGGCAAGGAUAAGGCCUCAGGUCAAAACCUACACACGCUGCGGUCGAUUUUUAAGCUGUCGCAUCCCAACAUGGCCUGCGACCUCUUCUCGCACAGCGUCAAGCUACCCAAGUGGGCUUUUGAGCAACAGGAAGUCACUUGCAUGCGGAGCGCUUCUCGGGCCAAGGUCACCUUUAUGGUCGAGUCCAACGCCUACAGCGCCUACCCAGCAAAUGCGCCAAUGGUGAACUACAGGAAGCCCGGAUUCAUCGGCAAGUUCCUGGAGCUCAACAAGGUCAUGUGGACUACCAACGCAGGAUUGACAGCCUCGCACCCUUACGACUCGCGGCCAUCGUCCUGGAUCUGGUUGAGACGCGGUAUCAGCUUCUGGGGCAAGGACCAGAAGCAUAUUUACCUGAUUGGAAACUGGUUCACCUGGUAUAUGUCGAGUUUCUCGAUCGUCCUCUAUGCGGCCAUUCGUGUCCUCCUUGUCAUUCGUGACAAGCGCGGCUAUCGCGAUAACUUCCGAGGUCUGCGCGAGUACUACGAGUUGUCAGGAGGAUUCUUCUUUAUGGCAUGGUGCUAUCACUACCUCCCCUUCUUCCUCAUGGGCCGCCAACUCUUCCUCCACCACUAUCUCCCCGCCCUCUAUUUCGCGAUCCUCAUGCUCUGUGUCACUUUUGACCUCGCCUGCCGGUUCAUCCCCAUCCGCUUCCGACUUGCCGCCCUGAUUGUCGUCUCCUUAAUGGCCAUCUUGGUCUUCCGAACCAGGGCCCCCCUGGCUUAUGGAUCUGAAUGGACGAGGUCUCAGUGCGAGGCAUCUAAGGUCUUGAAGACUUGGGAUUAUGAUUGUUAUCAGUACCCCGAGUCAUAUGCUUCUUAUAGGGGUCCGAAGGAUGAUAGCCAUAUGUUUGGGCGGAUCGUUCAUCCGAGCUCAGCGCCAGUUCCGGCGCCUGCGGUGCCGGUUGUUGCGGGUGGUGUUGGGGAAGAUCCUAAGAAUGAUAAGCCGCAUGAUUUCUUGGAGAAUUUGUUCCCGCAUGCUCCGUCCCCUGCUGCGGCUGUGGUUCCUGAUGAAGUCGCGGCAGUAGGAGGGUCGAAGGCGGAUUCUGGGAUGGAGAAUAUUCAGCUUGGGAACCAUCCCAACUAUCAGGCAGGCAAAGAUCAUGCUAAGGCUGGAGCAGUCGUGAGUCCAAAAAAGCAGGAUCCGGUAGCACCAGCAGCACCAUCACCGCCGAACCUAGGGUCUAUCCGACAUGCCGCCGCUGCCGCCGCCAAGGCCGCUGCCGCAGGAGCAGGAGCAGAAGCACCACCACCCCUAAUUAUUGAAGAGCACAUCGGAGAAGGAGGCGACGACUCUGGCGCCGAGGAUAUCGAAGAUGUCCCAGAUGUAGAAGACGGCGAGGAAGAAGGGGUGUUGGAGGAAGGAGACGAAGGGUUUAAUGACCCUGGUGCUGAAGAAAAAGCAGAGGCUGAGGCUGUUGAGGACGAGUUCUUAGACACAAAGAGCGAACUCGCGGCAGCCGCUGCUGCAGAGGCCGCUGCGGACAAGAAGGAUGAUGACCAGGAGGCGGAUCGGCGCCAUGCUUUGUAG
Molecule: messenger RNA, 3555 nt
Organism: Linnemannia hyalina
Lineage: Eukaryota; Fungi; Mortierellomycota; Mortierellomycetes; Mortierellales; Mortierellaceae
Source: the annotation of a GenBank genome assembly